Messenger RNA from Cyclospora cayetanensis, 1626 nucleotides. RefSeq names its product polyglutamine-repeat protein pqn-41. Bases 1 to 1626 code for a protein of 541 amino acids. The record is from RefSeq and is a predicted model, not a curated record. The transcript is spliced from 4 exons. Lineage: Eukaryota; Apicomplexa; Conoidasida; Eucoccidiorida; Eimeriidae.
AUGGCGAGUCAGGAUCAGCCGCUGCAGUUUCCCUACCCGUUCACUCACCCCCCUCGGUCCCUCCCUGGUCCCCCCCCCGGGAGGCCUCGUGAAGUUGACGAGCCUGAGAAACCACGAAUAGGCCCCCAUGUGCUUGAGUGGCUUUUGCGCGCCAAAGCCGAAUUAAGGGCUCUUCCUGAGGCUGACGGAGAAGGGACCCCCCCUCAAGGGGGCCUCCAUGCCGACGAAAGGGGGAAGCAUUAUGGAAGAUCGCGAAAAAACGAGGGCCAAGGCUUAGAGUAUUGCCAUGAUGAUGACGCCAAAGGCCCUCCAGUCUGCAAGAACCCUCGUUCUGGCAGGGGCAGCUCCCAUAACGGAAGCUGCAAAGAGCAACGGAAGCAUUUUUCGUGUGGCGGAGGAGAGCUUGGAGAACACGUCGUUGGAUCUCUGCUACACCUUGACGUCACCCUGAAUGCCCCUGGAGAAACCCCUUUGGCACCAGGUCCUUCCGACACUACUAAGGAGUGCAGAGAGGGUGACGUCGGGCUUCUGGAGGAGGCCAUGUUAGAUGAGUUAGGAUUUUUCCCAGUGUCAAGUUUUGAAUGGUCCGAUAGGGACGAUGAUGGAGUGCCUGUAUUCCUAUCGGGAGAGGGCAGUGGCUUCCUGGACAAGAGGCAGCCGAGCGGCGAAACAGACCAAACAAGCAGCGAGAAGCGGCCCCUACAGAUUCCCAUUUCGGAAAGAAACCUUCCUUCAGGGUCCGGCCAGAACAUCGCACAAGUUGAGGACGGAAGUGCCUCAGCAGGAGCAGCAGACAGUGGUGGUGGUAUGGGGGGUGGUGCACCUGCUGUUGCCUCUGUUGCGAUUGGCUCGGCCUCAUCUGCGGGGAGGCAGAGGCCUCCAACUGUAGUGUCAGCGAGCUCCCCAGGUGCUGCAGAGACUCCCCUUUGGCCUUGUGCUGGCUGCGCAUCGGAGGUAUCUUCAGCACUUCACGAGACGAGCCCUCUGAUAUCCCUCCCACAGGCAAACACAUGCCUGCCCUUGCCAGGAGAGCGGUCAACUCCAGCGUCUCCGCACGGAUGCGGGGGCCCCGCUCCCCAUUUUUCUCCUCUGGCCUAUCAGGUGUCUCCUAGGGGUCACUCAGGGGCCCCCAAGGGGCCUCCUGUCAAGGCCGCGGAUCUUCCACUCUCUCCAGGACCACAAGGAAGGCCGUACCGACCAGCCAACAGCAAGCUAAAGGGCCAGAGGGCUGCUGCUGCCGCCUCUGACAGCGAAGCGGCGGAGGUGUGGGAAGGGACAGAAGCAUCAGCAGCUUUACUACCGGCUCCCCAGGAGUCAUUUGCAGCGCGAGUUAGACGAGCGGCCCUGCAAAAGCAACAGCAGCAGCAGCAACAACAACAACAUAUACAAUUCCAGCACCAGCAUCAGAGGCAAGUAUCGCAACAGCAACUGCACCAGCAGAACUGCUCCUUCCAGGUUAACUCGUCUGCCUACAUGCAGCAGCAGCUGCUGCUUCGAGGAAACUUCUCAUCCGAAAUUCAGGAACAGCUCGACGGCCCGCUGUGCUUCACUGCGCUAUCUCCUACGAGACCCAGAGUAAAGCACCGCCCGUGCUCUCUAGGUGACUGGCUCGGUCCAGGAUGCUGA